Messenger RNA from Candida dubliniensis CD36, 2073 nucleotides. RefSeq lists its product as uncharacterized. Gene Ontology annotation, biological process: vesicle-mediated transport; intracellular protein transport. Gene Ontology annotation, cellular component: membrane coat. Lineage: Eukaryota; Fungi; Ascomycota; Pichiomycetes; Serinales; Debaryomycetaceae. The transcript has a single exon. The record is from RefSeq and is a predicted model, not a curated record. Gene Ontology annotation, molecular function: clathrin binding. Bases 1 to 2073 code for a protein of 690 amino acids.
AUGAGUGACGGGAAAUUAUUCACCAGAUCCAAAACUACCGAAUUACGUACUGAGCUUGAACAGGCAUUCAAGAAAUCAAGACCUAUCGUCAGGGUUAAAGUAGUUCUCAAAAAAGUUUUGGCAAACAUAAUUCUAAAUAACCAUGAAGUCACAAACUUAAUGAAGGACAUUAUCCCACUUAUGAAAAUUGAUGAUUUAGAGAUUAGAAAACUAUGCUGCGAGUAUAUAUCUACGUAUGCUAUGACAAAUCCAGAUGCCGAAGAUGCAAUACCCUUCUUUUCCCGGUUUCACAGUGAUCCAAACCCAUUGCUACGCGUCCUAUCGUUAAAGACUAUGGUGUCUAUAAAUCGGAAAGAGUUUUUGAAUUUAUCUAUUACUUCAUGCAGAAGACUGUUCUCUGAUAAAGAUCCGGACGUCAGAAAAUCGGCAGCAUAUGCAGCUGGCCAAAUUUUUCAACACGAUCCCGUUCGAGCCGAAAGAGAAGGCUUAAUAGAAUUGCUUAAUCAAUCGUUAUAUGAUGAAAACUCGUCAGUAAUUUCAAGUGCAUUGGCAUCAUUGGGAUCUGUGAUUGAAAAUAGCAAGACAUUGAAUUUGAAAAUAGAUAAAAACCAUGCGUUCACAUUAAUAAAGUUGCUACGUGUAACAAACGAGUGGCAACAAACUUACAUUUUGAAUGCGUUAAUGUCAUACACACCACAGAAUGAGGACGAAGCUUUGAAUUUGAUCGAAGCAGUCUUACCUUCCUUGCAGCACGAAAAUUCCUCAGUUGUGAUGAAUGCAAUUAAAGUGGUGAUAUACUAUUGCAAUUAUGCAAGAAACCCAGAGUUACGUUUACCAGUAUUACCCAAGAGAUUGGGAACAUCGCUUGUUUCCUUAUUGUCAAAACCAGCUGAAACUCAAUUUCUUGUUUUACGUAAUGUAAUAUUGUUAUUAUUAGGCAGAAAGGAGUUUGUUCAUUUUGACGUGGAAAUGUUCUAUUGCCGGUUUGAUGAUCCAAUAUACGUAAAGGAUACCAAGCUUGAGAUUAUUUAUUUAUUGGCAAAUGAAUCCAAUGUUGGCCUGGUUUUGCGUGAGCUUGAGGAAUAUGCCACUGAGGUUGAUGUUUCUAUGGCAAGAAAGGCAAUCAGAGCAUUUGGGAAUCUUGCAGUCAAAUUGGAAAAUGCGGCCGAACAGUGUGUUGAAGUAAUUUGUGACUUGGUAUCUAACGGAAUAUCGUAUAUUGUCCAAGAAUCUGCAAUUGUAAUAAAGAAUAUACUACGUAAGUAUCCUGGAAGAUUUGAAUUUGCGAUUAGCGAAUUGAUAAAUCACUAUAAGCUAAUUGAUGAACCAGAUGCAAAAACGGCAUUUGUGUGGAUUUUGGGACAAUACUGCCAAAAUAUCAAAGAAUCGAAAACUAUUUUGGAAGACUUUAUCACUUCGUUUAAAGAUGAUCCACUAGAUGUACAGUAUGCUACCUUAACAGCAGUUGCAAAAUACUACUUAAAAUUCCCGGAACAGGGAGAGUCGGUAAUAUUACAAGUCUUGAAAUGGGCAACAGAAGAGGUUGAUAAUCCUGAUAUCAGAGAUCGUGGUUACAUUUAUUGGAGAUUGUUGUCUUCCGAACAUGCCAGUGGGCCGAACGGAGAGUUUCAAUCAAAUACAAAGAAAAUUAUAUUAAAUGACAAUCCUGUAAUAACCUCCGAGAAUGAUAAUAUCAAUCCUGACAUUUUAGAGGAAUUGGAGUUAAAUAUAGGGACGUUGGCUUCAAUUUACUUAAAACCAGUACAGACGGUGUUUCGAUUAUCAAAGCACAAGGAGCUUCCGUAUAGUCCUGCUCUUCAAAGAAGGAAUCUGUAUCAUUCAGGACUGGCCACGUCACAGCCCCAAAGUCGAAACCUGAAGGAACAUUCUCCAGGAGCAGGUGUAGGAGUUUCAAGACGGAUGUCCUAUAGAAGAACUAAUAGUGAUAAUGGAAGCCAGCGAAGCACUCACUUUGACGAAACUCAAAAUACACAACAACAUAUACCAAGAGAAAAUUUAGCACAAAAGUUUUCUCGUAAGGCAUCGUUUAUUACAAGUAGAAUCAAAAGCUAA